This is a messenger RNA of Dipodomys spectabilis (banner-tailed kangaroo rat), 434 nucleotides long. RefSeq names its product histone H2B type 1-C/E/F/G/I. NCBI's taxonomy places the organism in Eukaryota, Metazoa, Chordata, Mammalia, Rodentia, Heteromyidae. The transcript has a single exon. Gene Ontology annotation, molecular function: DNA binding; structural constituent of chromatin; protein heterodimerization activity. The coding region runs from base 8 to 388 and encodes 126 amino acids. The record is from RefSeq and is a predicted model, not a curated record. Gene Ontology annotation, cellular component: nucleosome.
CUUCGACAUGCCUGAGCCAGCGAAGUCCGCUCCCGCGCCCAAGAAGGGGUCGAAGAAGGCGGUGACCAAGGCGCAGAAGAAGGACGGCAAGAAGCGCAAGCGCAGCCGCAAGGAGAGCUACUCGGUGUACGUGUACAAGGUGCUGAAGCAGGUGCACCCGGACACCGGCAUCUCGUCCAAGGCCAUGGGCAUCAUGAACUCGUUCGUGAACGACAUCUUCGAGCGCAUCGCGGGCGAGGCGUCGCGCCUGGCGCACUACAACAAGCGCUCGACCAUCACGUCUCGGGAGAUCCAGACGGCCGUGCGCCUGCUGCUGCCCGGGGAGCUGGCCAAGCACGCCGUGUCCGAGGGCACCAAGGCCGUCACCAAGUACACCAGCUCCAAGUGAGCUCUCCACAAGUUGCGCAGAACCAAACGGCUCUUUUCAGAGCCAC